UCUUCUUCUUCUUCUUCUUUUCUUUUUUCGGAUGUCUUAGAUUCUUUGUUUUUCUCUUGUGAUUUUAGUAAUUCAUGUAGUGGGUUCCUGAAUUUGUGACUCUAAUUUUACUGAUUAGUUUCAAUACGCACCCUUUCGAAUUUUCUGUAAUAUGGAUGAGUUUCUUCAUUCGUUUGGUGGUGUUCAUCUGAGUUUUUGUGUUUGUAGAAAUGGGGAAUUUGGGGGGAAGGAAAUAAUACAUUCAUAGAAGUGCUUCUUGAGAGAAUUGUGAUGUGUAUUUUGUGCUACUGGUUUGAAAAUAUUACUGUUCUCCCUGAAUUACAGCAGGGCGAGGUAGAACUUCUGAGAUAUUGUUUAGGGUGUUGGUGGUCUUGGAUCUACACUUCCGAUUUCAUGAAUGAUGUGACAGACACUGUGGGGAUAUUGAGUUUUGCCGGAUAUGGGUUCUUUUUUUAGUGUGGCGAAUACCAAAUCUGAUCGAAGUGAGUGGAAAGGGGUCUCUCCGAAUGAGACAUGUAAGAGGCAAAGAAUGUCACUUGCCGUUGAUGAAGAGAGUCCAAGACUAAUUCCUAAUCUCCCUGAUGAGUUAUCACUUCAGAUUAUUGCUAGAGUUCCUAGGAUUUGUUACUUCAAUGUAAGGCUGGUGUCAAGGAAGUGGAAGUCAACUAUCAUGAGUUCGGAACUAUAUAAAGUAAGAAAAGAACUCGGGACAACUGAAGAGUGGCUAUAUCUGUUGAUUAAGGUUGGAGGAAAUAAGCUAUUGUGGCAUGCUCUAGAUCCUCGGUCUCAGAUAUGGCAGAGAUUGCCUUGUAUGCCCAAUGUUGUUGAUGAAGAAGAAUCUAGAAAGGGUUCUUCUAGGCUUUGGAUGUGGAACAUGGUGGAAGGUAUCAGAAUUGCUGAAGUUAUUAGAGGCUUUCUUGGACAAAAGGAUUCAUUUGAUGAAAUGCCCUUUUACGGUUGUGCUAUUGGAGCUGUUGAUGGAUGUCUCUAUGUUCUAGGUGGAUUCUCUAAAGCUUUAACUAUGAGAUGUGUCUGGCGAUUCGAUCCGAUACAAAACAUGUGGAGCAACGUGACUUCUAUGUCUACAGGUAGGGCAUAUUGUAAGACAGGCAUCUUAAAUAACAAGCUUUAUGUUGUUGGAGGGGUUAGUCAAGGUCAAGCUGGACUAGUUCCUCUUCAGUCUGCUGAAGUUUUUGACCCCUCUACAGAUACAUGGUCUCAUGUACCUAGUAUGCCAUUCUCGAGAGCUCAAGUCCUGCCCAGCGCUUUUUUGGCUGACAUGUUAAAGCCUAUUGCCACGGGAUUGACCUCAUACAUGGGAAGGUUGUGUGUUCCACAAAGUUUGUAUUCAUGGCCCUUUUUUGUUGAUGUUGGCGGAGAAAUCUAUGAUCCUGAAACAAACUCAUGGAUAGAAAUGCCAAUUGGAAUGGGUGAGGGAUGGCCUGCACGGCAGGCAGGUACAAAAUUGAGUGUUGUAGUGGAUGGUGAAUUAUAUGCUUUUGAUCCUUCUAACUCUAUGGAUAGUGGAAGGAUCAAGGUAUAUGAUCAAGGAGAAGAUGCUUGGAAAGUUGUUAUUGGAAAAGUCCCAAUAUAUGAUUCUGCUGAUUCAGAGUCUCCGUAUCUUCUUGCUGGUUUCCAUGGAAAGCUUCAUGUCAUUACAAAAGAUGCCAGUCAUAAUAUUGCUGUUCUGCAGGCUGACCUGCGCAAUAAUUUGGAUCCUUCACCAUCAACAUCAACAUCAACUCCGUCACAAAGUUCCUUGCAUGAAUUUCCGGAAUCGUCUGAAUCAGAUGCAGUUGUUUGGAAGGUAGUUGCAAGUAGGGGUUUUGGGCAGGCUGAACUAGUCAGUUGCCAAGUUAUUGAUAUCUAGCUAGAAACCAAGCAAUGGAUAUGACACCCUUUGAAGUUGUCAGUUUGUUGAAAGUUACAUGUUAUCCCCAUGGAGUGAGUCCGUUUGUAUUUUGAGUCAGGUGUCAGCAAACGAGGAGUGCUGUAAUAGUUUGCAUGUACCUAUUGAUAUUUUUAUCUGAGGUAAAUAAGUACCAUAUAUAGUAGCUGUCAGUUUCGACACUGAUAUACCAGAAUAAUAUCAGAACAAUUCAUUAUUUAUCUACUAGAGAUAUUAAAUAAUGCAGUCAACGUGCUGCAUACGGUA
This is a messenger RNA of Gastrolobium bilobum, 2155 nucleotides long. RefSeq names its product F-box/kelch-repeat protein At1g22040. The record is from RefSeq and is a predicted model, not a curated record. Gene Ontology annotation, molecular function: protein binding. NCBI's taxonomy places the organism in Eukaryota, Viridiplantae, Streptophyta, Magnoliopsida, Fabales, Fabaceae. Bases 440 to 1870 code for a protein of 476 amino acids. The transcript is spliced from 2 exons.